This is a messenger RNA of Neospora caninum, 1824 nucleotides long. RefSeq lists its product as hypothetical. The transcript has a single exon. The record is from RefSeq and is a predicted model, not a curated record. Bases 1 to 1824 code for a protein of 607 amino acids. Lineage: Eukaryota; Apicomplexa; Conoidasida; Eucoccidiorida; Sarcocystidae.
AUGACGACUCCGCGCGCAACGGAGGUCGAGAGCGGCUCCACGCCGGCUUCGGCCACAAAGGAGCUUCCAGGCGCUCAAGAAGGGACUGAGGGCUCCACACCGGCUCCCCCCCGCGCAACCCCGAAUCAGCCCGCGGCUCGAGAGCCGAGGACAAGGCCGGGCGAAGCGUCUUCCCUUUCAAACUCGUCUCCGGCGGUGGCGAAGGCUGCGCGGCCUUCCAGCGCUCAGUCGCCUUCCGCGACGCGCACUCCGGGGAGCCUCGCCCGAGACGGAGCGGCUGCGGGCCCCGCGAGGCAAACUUCCAGGGAGGCCGAGACGCCGCUUCAGGGCUCGACGGAGGGGGUGGUACGGCGCCUCAGACAAGACUCCGGACUCUCGCGAACGAGUAGCACAACGGCCGCCCGCCAUCCCUUCUCGGGCCGAGCGCAGUCCACGCCUGCAGCUGCGCACGCGAUUGAAGUUCGUGGAGAGCUGGUCGUGCAGAAUGUGGCCACGCUGGAGGAGCUGACGGCGUUGCUCGAAGACGAAAAUUCUCCCUUCUCGCUCCAGCUGCAAGACGUCGAACUCCGCGUGGGCCCGAACCAAGUCGCGCGCUUAGGCGCCGCAGUGCCUGCCUUGCAUGAGCACCUCCGAGCCAUCCAGAGAGAACAGGAAGAGAGCCUCGCUCAACAAAGAAGAGGCGCGGGCGCAGCAGAGGCGACGGCCCGCGGCGCGGCGAGUGUUCUAGGCGUGGGACGAGCGAGAGCGACGGGAGUCUCUGCCGCUUCUUCGGCUUUGAGGACCAACGUUGUUCUUCGGGGAGCCGUCGAAGGGCGAAGGAGCGCCGUCGCCCGCAGCCGGAUACCUUCAGCUGCGGCUGCCACGCGGUCGCCCAUCGCUGGAGCCGCAGGUCCAGGCGGAUCCAGUCGGGCAGCGCCGCCCCGGCGUGUGCUCGCCGGGUCGUCCCCGUCUCCGGGCUCCACGCUGCCUUCUGCCACGGAAGUCCGAGCGGCGCGGGCGCAAGCAGCUUCAGCCGAAGCUGGGUCUCUGGCGAAUGCUCAGGAGCAGUCCCAGUCGCUCCUGGCGAGGCUCUCUGAGGUGCAAAAGCAGGUCAAGUCGCUCCUGGCGACCGAAGGCGUGGUUUCUGGGGACGCGAAGAAGGGAAAGGAAGGGAAAGAAGGAGCUGAAGGGGCCAAGAAGGGCGCCGUUGGCGGGGACGGCACGCCGAGCCUCGGCAAGAAGCCGAACGGAAGGGCCAAGGACUUCAGCGCAGACAGCGUCGGCGUCAGCAGCAGCUCGAGGGUGCCGAGUUCCGCAGGUGGCGAACUCAGCGAUGUACCGGAGAAAACGCGGAGCGACAGUCUAGCGCAGACAGAGAAGGAGAAGGCAGAGAAGGAAAAGGCAGAGAAGGAGAAGGCAGAAAAGGAAAAGGCUGAGAAGGAGAAGGCAGAGAAGGAGAAGGCAGAGAAGGAAAAGGCUGAGAAGGAGAAGGCAGAGAAGGAGAAGGCUGAGAAGGAGAAGGCUGAGAAGGAGAAGGCAGAGAAGGAGAAGGCUGAGAAGGAGAAGGCUGAGAAGGAGAAGGCUGAGAAGGAAGGAGCACUCGCGCACGAGGACAAAGAAGAAGAAGUCCAACUGGAUACGUUGAAUACCUUUGUAGGAGCAAUCGGGAAUAUGUUCCGUGGGGUGUUCACUUCUGACGCAGUUGAUGAAACUGGAGACCAGGGUGAAGCACCGACGGUCGAGGACAUACCGACGCGAGAGGAACCGAAUGAAGUCGAAAAAGCAGAAGAAGAAAAGAAGGAACCGGAGGAGAAAGAAGAGGCAACGACGAGCUGGCCAUGGUGA